CACGACUUCGCCACUGUGGACGUGUGGCUGCCCAAGGAGCCAGCUGAAGGUUCACUCAAUCAGAGGUUUGAACUGGCAAACAAAACGGGGGCAGACAAACCCAGCCUGGUGGUUAUCCAUACUUUAGAUUUACCAAGCCAGCAAAAAACAGCUGCUAUACCCCCGCUCUCCCCACAGACGGAGGCCGUGCUGUGCGAGUGCCGGGUGCGGUUUCUCUCCUUCAUGGGCGUGGGCCGGGACGUUCGCUCCUUCGCCUUCAUUGCGGCCAGCGCCCCAGGCACCUUCCGCUGCCACAUGCUGUGGUGCCAGCCCAACGCCGCCGGGCUCAGUGAGGCCCUGCAGGCUGCCUGCAUGCUGCGCUAUCAGAAGUGCCUCGAUGCCCGGCCCCAGGCCCCCAGCUCCUGCCUGCCGGCGCCGCCCGCGGACUCCAUGGCCCGGCGCGUGGGCUCCACCGUCCGCAGGGGUGUCCGCAGCCUGCUGGGCAGCCUGAAGCCCAAACGCCUUGGGGGGCAGACGCCAUGAGACCCCCCCUGCACGCAGCCAAGGCUACGGCACAGCGCGGGAGGAGGCCCCAGCUGGCCCCACAGCGCCUGGGCUGCCUGCCCUCCCCUCCCCAGCUCUGGCUGGGCCUUGAGGGGCGUUCCUGGCUCAGCCCCUCCCUCCACACCCCCCUGUGCUGGGGGGCCCAUGGGCAUGGCCCCGGAUGGGCGUUGUACUAACUCGUUAAUAAACCCGUCCUGCCCGC
Messenger RNA from Chelonoidis abingdonii (Abingdon island giant tortoise), 745 nucleotides. Lineage: Eukaryota; Metazoa; Chordata; Testudines; Testudinidae. The record is from RefSeq and is a predicted model, not a curated record.